Molecule: messenger RNA, 1586 nt
Organism: Theobroma umbraticum
Lineage: Eukaryota; Viridiplantae; Streptophyta; Magnoliopsida; Malvales; Malvaceae
Product: LURP-one-like protein (DUF567)
Source: RefSeq, a predicted model, not a curated record
AAUGGCAAUAGUCAAACAACUUGCCAAAUCUUUCAACAUAAAAAAUUUUAUUGUUCUUCUUCUAACACUACUUUCUUGAAACUCGGCGUUGUAUAAAUAUAUAUAAUUGUCUCAGACUUGAGACACAUCAAAGACGAACCAAACAAAAUUCACAACUGAGAAUUCUUCUUUGAGAGGUUAGGAAGAAAUGGCAGCAGCAAAAGCAAGCACAAUGCCGCUUAUCAGUAAGCUGUACUGUUCUUCUUCUCAGGUAGUGCUUGUGGUUAGGAGGAGGCCCCAUGUAGUGAAUGGAGGUGGUUUCGUGGUCACGGAUUGUAGCCAGAAGGUGGUUUUCAGGGUUGACGGUUGUGGGGUUCUUGGUAUUAAAGGGGAGCUGGUUCUGAAAGAUGGAAAUGGGGAUGCUUUGCUUCUCAUACGUCGAAAGGGAGGGAUGGUUGAGGCCCUAAGUGUACAUAAAAGAUGGAAAGGUUACACUUUUGGCUACGAAGGAUCACAAAAGUUGGUUUUUACCUUAAAGGAGCCCCGGUCCAGUUGUUUAGUUAAAAACAAUGCCAUCAGAAUCGCCACUGAGCCAAACGGAAGCAGCAGGGAGUGGGACUUUGAGAUUAAAGGUCAUUUCCCAGAUAGAAACUGCAGCAUCAUUGAUUCAAUAGGCAACAUUGUCGCUCAGAUUGGAGUGAAGAAGGAAGUAGACGAGUUGAUGGCGAGUAAAGAUCUUUAUCAUGUCGUGGUAAAACCUGGAAUAGAUCAAGCUUUUGUUUUUGGAGUCAUUUCUGUUCUUGAUUACAUUUAUGGUGAAUCUACCAGGUGCUGAAUGACAGAAUGAGCCAAGCCUAACUAAGCAGAUUUUCCUUUUUGUAACCAAAAUAAAAAAAUAAAAAGAGUAAAUUUAUAUGGAUAAGCUGAUCCUAUAAUAAUGCUUUCGUUUUGUUCCUUUGGUCAGACUUGUAUAACUAGAUUGGGAAUCAAUUAAGCUGCACAUUUCAAUUGCAUUUUCUUUUUCAUUUUUCUAAGACAAUAAGUUGUAAAUCUAAGCGAUCACGACUAUUAACAAAGAUACUUGGUUGAAUUAACUACGUAACACAUGACUUAAAACCCCAGUCCAUUAGCAGACAUUCCUGCAUUAAUUUGCUUGACAUUCAAGUUAGUCGGAGGAAGCCCAUUACCAGAAAUUCAACCAGCAUCUCGUAAAAGUGAAGCAGCAAUGUUUUAGCCGCCACUAUCGCGUCACAUCUGGGUUGGGUUCCUCGGGCCUAUCUCCCUAUGGGCUAGAAGUAUAUUUCUUGUUCGACGAACAAACCGAGCAGCGUUUUUAGGAAUUUGUACUCUUGUCUUUUUUCAUUUCCGUUUUCGGGCCCUUAUUACAAUAUUGGCUACUGGCUAGAGCCUAGAAAUGCAGUAACAAUCAACAAAAGGCUACGUUAAAGUAAAAAUUAAUGAUGGGUAUUUGCAUAAAACAAAGAUUAAUGAAAGAACCCUAAUUUUGUUUGCUUCACAGGUUCGCUGUUCACCCAACAGUCAUAUACUUUGAAAUUGUUUGCGCAACUAAGCAAACUAACGAAUUUUGGGCUUCGUCUCUCUUUCAA